AUGGGAAAACCUGUGGCCAAGCGGACAGUGAUUGCCUAUGCCCGGUCUAAAACGCCCAAGCUGCAGACUGACAGUGACAACAAGCUGUCCUUUCGAGAGACCAAGCGCCGCAGCAUCAUUUCAGGCCUGAGAAUGUUCAAGGCUCCCGCAGUGAUCGCUUCGCUGGUGUGCUCUUUGUUUGCGCUCCCUUCGCUCCAAUGGGGGCCCGAGCAUGAGUUGGACCACCUCGAGCUGUUUGCUGGCCAGUGUGCUGUCACCCGUGGAGAGUUUGAGGAGGGUCGCACCAACAGCGUGGCUAUGGACUACGACCAUGAUCCGAAGACAAUGGAUUUGCUGAGUGACCAUGGCUUUUUGUCAGCCUUUUACCAUGCGACGUGUGUUCGCCCUGGAGGUAAAGAAGAGAUUUCCGAGCUGGCCAGCUACAAGCCCUACUUCCGUAGAAACGCUGAUGAGGUGAUUGCUUUGGUCACCAGAUAUACGGAUUCGAGUGGAAAACCACGAAUCAAGGGAAGCUGCCAUCUCAAGGGGUCGCAGGCCUACCCUAUUCCGUUGGGCCGUGCUAUGUCCAGACUGCGGACUGCCCACCUGAAGGACCAUCGUCGACGGGCACUGAACCUGAUCAAGGUCUGGAUGGGCAGAUUUGUCCUGAAGCAAAGCUGCAAAGGUGCCAUCUGCCCAUUCUAUGCUUAUAGGCCCAAAAAGAAUCAAAAAGCUGAUUCAAAGACGAAGGCAAAGUCAGCAAAAGAAGUCAUGAAGACCGCAAAGAAGGACAAGGACAAAAAAAGUAGCAAGACUGAGAAGACCGGGAAGACCCAAGAGAAAAAGAUCGUUGAGAAGAAGAAGAAGGAUGUUGGACAAGGAAUCUCAAAGAAACGGAAAUCUGACUCCAAGACUCAAGAGUUGAAAGCUGCAGAAGCAACUCCUCCGACCCGUCGUGUUUCCUUCAAGUCUCCGCCAAGUGUUGAAACGCGGGGAGAGGAGCCUACCAUGCGCACCCCACCAUGUCGACCACCUCUCAUCGCUAGUGACCAGGAGUCAGGCUUUUCAUCACCAGCCUUUUCCAUCGAGACCCUAUCCACAUGGAAAGGGGAAGCCGCAAAGAAGGGGCUUUCCUUGGAAAGCUACAUGGAAGAGCUGUCAGCAGCUGCUCUUGAGGCAACCCUUGAAGAGCACAUGGGAAAGUUGAUGGUGGAGUCGCAGGAGAACAAACCUGAGGGUUCCCCUGACCAGCCCGAGACAGCAUCGGUGACACCUGCAAGAGCAGACAAAAAUGAUGAUGAUGAUGAUGACAGUGAUGAAGAAGGCAGUGAUGCUGAGAUGGAGUCAGAUAUUGACAUGGAGAAGUUUGACAAGUCUCUGGACCAACUUGCUGGAGAUGAACCUGCGAAAGAUCAGAACAAACUCGAGAACAAGGAGAAAAAGGGGGCUGAGAAGGAGGCUGAGAAGGAGGCUGAGAAGAACACUAGCCCAGAGGAACCAAAGUCAAUUCUCAAGCAGCCUGAGGUUAAGCAGCAGGCUCUGGCCGUCGCGGUUGAGGAGCAAAGGGAACGUGUUGCCGCGGAGUUUGCCGAUGCAAACAGUCUUGCAAGCCACUAUAUGAAGGACAAAACCGACCUCUUUCGAGGUUGGCUUCAGCAUGGAGGGGACUGGUCCAGGCGAGAGCGUGAAGGCAUGAAACCCCGGGAGAUUCUCCAACGCUAUCCGAAGGAGAAAGCUGAGAGUUUGAUGAAGAAUUUGCUGGACCGUGGACUCUGGUACUGGGACGAUGAUUUUCCAAGAGAAAGAUACUUCCUGGUUGGCAAAGGUGACAAGGUUCGCAAUGACAACGUGACCAAGGAGUCGACCGCAGUAUCCGUCAACGAAACCCAGUGCGCAGAGCUUGCAGAGGCCUUGGCCGAGGGCCCAUUGGCUGCUGGCAUGCAUGCAGCUACCAGGACUGCCAAUGAGAAAGGUGAGAAAGACCUAAGGAGUCUUUGGGUCUCGAGGAUGGGAAAGCUGAAAAAGCGAAGCCAAAGAAGGAGAAGGCAGAAAAGACUGACAAAGUCAUUCCAAAGACGUUUGAUGAGCCAGCUGCUGGCCAGCAAGAUGGAUGAUGCUUUGAAAAAAGCAGCUGAAGGUCGUCGUUAUGCCAUUUCGCUUUCCUCUUUGGACUACUCGGGGGAUCUGUCCUCGAAACUCAUGGCCUUUAGCGACAAGAUGGAGAAGUGCUUCAAGUCUUUGCAGGACCUGCGGUCUCGCAAGGUUGGGGACGAGAAGCAGUAUGCCAAGUUUUUGGCAGUGAUCGAUGAGAAAGUCAUGUGGUAUGAAAAAGCUGAGGCCUACUGGGCGGCAGCCAAAGCUUUGCAGAAUGGCCUGAACAAGAAACCGAAAAAGGCCAAAGGAAGGAAGCAUGACAAAGACAAGAACCCUCCGGAAGACCAAGUGUCAGCUGUCGCUGAGUGA
This is a messenger RNA of Cladocopium goreaui, 2442 nucleotides long. Lineage: Eukaryota; Dinophyceae; Suessiales; Symbiodiniaceae. The record is from the annotation of a GenBank genome assembly.